AAAAACACACGAACAAAAUAAAGGGUUUCAAAAUCCCCGCCAAUUUAAUGGAAGAAAAAUCAGAAAUCGAUGUGUGUACAGAAUCUAGUUUAAUCCCAAAACACAAUGUAUCACAGUACCUGCAAUCCCAAUUUAAGCAGAACGAUGCAUCUCCACCGGCGAAGGUGCCUCCCAACCCCACUGCUCUCAUCAGGUCGGUUGCAGACCAUAUCUCAUCUCAGCCUCUCCCAAGUUACGAUCCCGACGUUUGGGGUGUCCUUACUGCUAUUUCUAACCAUGCCCGCAAACGCCACAAGGGUAUGAACAUGCUUUUAACUGCGGAUGAACAUUGCAUUGGCCGAAACGUAGAGGAUGUGCAUUUUCAGAUUGAAUCAACUGCGGUUAGCGCGUAUCAUUGCACAAUAUAUAGGAAGAGGGUUGCAAGUGAUGAUGCAGAGAAUUCAUCCAAUUGUUAUGCGUCUGUCUUCUUAAAAGAUACUAGCACUAAUGGGACGUAUCUUAACUGGGAGAAGUUGAAGAAGAAUAGCCCUGAAAUGAAAAUACAACAUGGAGAUAUUAUAUCAUUUUCUGCUCCUCCUCAGCAUGAACUUGCAUUUGCAUAUGUCUAUCGAGAAGUUCAUAGGUCUGCCCCCUCAACUGAGGGUGCUGCUGGAAAAAGACAAUCAGAUGAAUUUGUUUCUGAGAACAAGAGACUGAAAGGUAUUGGUAUUGGUGCUCCAGAGGGUCCUAUAUCCCUGGAUGAUUUUCGGAGCCUUCAGCAGUCAAAUAGGGAUUUGAGGAAGCAAUUGGAAAGCGAGGUCCUUACUAUUGAUACACUGCACAAUGAGAGUCAUGCCACCAUGGAAUGUAAUGAAAGUGAAAUCAAAGAGAUGAGAUACAAAAUUGUAAGGACAUUUUUUUAUGAACUCAACAAGUUGCGUGAUCUGUUAGAUAUAAGGCAAAAGGAGGCGGUAGAUGUGGUUAGAAUGCUGGCUAAACAAAGGCAUGUUAUAGAUGACCUAAAUGAAAGGCUUAGUGCGUCGACGCAGUCAUGUGCUGAAGCUAAUGAAAUAAUGAAAAGCCAGAAGGCGUCGAUAGCUGAACUCAAGGCACAGUUACAUGAAGAACGAGAUCAGAGAAGAGAAGAACAAGAAAGGGCUGGUGCUGAUUUAAAAGCAGCAGUAGAAAGAGCUCAGAUAGAGGCUCAAGAGGAGCUGAAACAACAUUCAGAUGUAGCUUUAAAACGAGAAAGAGAGCAGCAAGAAGUAAUGAAUAAGCUUGAGGAUUCAGUGAGAAUGAGCUCUUUGCAAGUGGAAAGUUUAGCGACCAAACUGGUAAUAUCAAUUGCCUUCGUCAAGAAGACGCCAGACAAAAAUUGGUUAAUUCUGAGAAUAAAGUUUGCCAGUUAGAAACACAAGUUUGUGAAGAGAGACAUGCCUCUGUAAAUGCAAGAAAAGUAAUACCGAUGUCUUUAAAUAUCUGCUUAAAUACAAAAACAUGUGCAAAUAGUUGCUGAAGCUGAUUUAUUGUACAUCCUUCGUUUUUGAGCAGAGAGUGGAAGAACUUGACCAUGAAAUGAAAGGACUGAGGAAAGAACUUGAGAGUGAAAAGGUAUAAAUUGAUAUACUUCUUCUUCUUCCACCAUUCCAAUGAUGUAAAUGAUUUGAUAUGUACUCACUGCCUCAUAAACAUCCUCACUGAGACUCAAAUAAUUGCUGAUUCUUUUGUUGUCACGUCCAAUAGCUUGCCUGCAUUUCAGAUGGCUGUUUGUGUAGGUUGUGCAUUCACAAUCUAGAUAAAAACAAAAAUCUGAAUGUAUAAUAUGUUGUAAAAGGUAGUUGACCAACAUGCUAGAUAUGUUUGUUCAAAUCAUAGGGCAAUAGAAAAUUUUUGUGCAAGCAUCUUGCUGAAGUUACCAUUUUAAGCUGAAUUCUUUUAUGCUGUCGGUAGCAGGCAGCCCAAGAAGAAGCAUGGGCUAAAGUUUCUGCCCUUGAACUUGCAAUAAGUGCUGCGAUGCAGGACAUUGAUUGUGAGAGGAGGCAGCUGAAAGGCACCAGGGAAAGAAUUAUGCUUCGGUGAGAUUUGCAGAGAAAUGAUUGUUAAUUUAUUUUUGGUGUUAUGGUAAAUAUUGGAUCGUAAUUGUGCUGAUCAUGUUUGAAGUUUGAUACUGGCAAUAUUCUAAGUGAUAAGCAUUUCUUUAAUCAAGCUUCUAUUAAAAUAUUUCAGUCAUU
Molecule: messenger RNA, 2210 nt
Organism: Rubroshorea leprosula
Lineage: Eukaryota; Viridiplantae; Streptophyta; Magnoliopsida; Malvales; Dipterocarpaceae
Source: the annotation of a GenBank genome assembly